This is a messenger RNA of Benincasa hispida (wax gourd), 582 nucleotides long. Lineage: Eukaryota; Viridiplantae; Streptophyta; Magnoliopsida; Cucurbitales; Cucurbitaceae. The record is from RefSeq and is a predicted model, not a curated record.
AUGGAGGAGGAGGUGGCAGUAGUGGCAGAUGAAACAGUAAAGGAUGGAGUAGUGGUGGAAAAUUAUCAAGAGCCUCCAAGAAAAGAAGACGAGGAAAUUUCGAUCAAGCAAAGAGAAGAAGAAGAGAUCACAGUCGAGGAGGCCAGAGAAGCGGAGGUUACAUUGGUGACCCCUGACAUUGCGAUGGAGGAGGUUGCAGGGGGUGUGCAGCCAGCAGAGGCCGAGAAGGAAGAUAAGAAGAAGCGAGCAGAGGUCGAGAAGGAAGAGAAGAAGAGAGAGAAGCAGCCAGCAGAGGCUGAGAAGAAAGAUAAGAACAAGAAGAAGAGCAAGGGAAAGAAGGCUGGAAAGGCGGAGUCUUCACAUCAUCACAAGGCAAGAAAGAAUAAAGAGAAAAAGGAUGAUGAUGAAGACGAAGAGGCCAAGAAAAAGAGGAAGAAGAAGGAGAAAGAGGAGAGAAAAUUACGCCGACGUGAAAAAAUGCGCCUAAGAGAAGAAGAAGAAGCAAGACAGAGGGCUCUGAGCCCUGAGAAGUAUGGAGAAUCAACCUCCAUAAGAGAGGAUAGGGGGAAACGACGAAACUGA